Molecule: messenger RNA, 1987 nt
Organism: Durusdinium trenchii
Lineage: Eukaryota; Dinophyceae; Suessiales; Symbiodiniaceae
Source: the annotation of a GenBank genome assembly
AGUAUUGGCUGAGUGCCAGACGUUCGUAGUGACCUGGGACGGCUGGGACACCAGUAGCAAGACUUCCCUCCAUGGCCGCAGCAAAGGAGGUAGCCAAGAUGGUCAUCAAAGAGGAUCAAAGCUGGCUGGUCAAGAAUUUGGAUACUGGAGAAGUGAGGUAUGUCACCGACCACGAGCAGUUCGAACGGCCCAUGGACCCCAAGCGCUUACCCAAGGAUCGGAAACCCUGGCAGCAAUGGUGGCAUGAACAAAGAUGCCAAGACCAGAAGCUGCUGAGUGCCAGCCAGUUGGGCGAUGCUGCGGGCUGCAUGGCGCUGCUCAGAGCAGCCCCGCCCGCGCGGGCCAAUGCCAUCGAUGGGCCCACCGGCCGCAGUGCCCUUCACCUGGCUUCGGCCAACGGCUCCGCGGAGAUCGUCCAGGUCUUGCUGCAAGCGCACGCCACGCCGGAGCACCGCAGCUUCCAAGGGCUCACCCCUUUGCAUGUCUCUGCCUUUCAAAGCAACCUGCAGGUGACGAAGGUGCUCCUAGCACACCGAGCGGAUGCCAAUGUGCCCAGCCAGGAUGGUCACCUGCCACUUCAUUUGGCCUCAAAGCCCGAGAUGCUCUUGGAGUUGGAGUCCUUGACGUGGUCGGAUGGUUACCAACGUACUGCAGAUGCCACUGGCACGUUGCGGCGCAAUGGAAGGUUCGACGCCGUGCAGCGCCUGUUGACGAGGAGGAGCGUGGAAGGGGAGGCACCGGAAGCUGAGCGUCCUUCUCGCCGGUCCUUGGAAUCGGUCGGCAGCACCGGAAGUCGAACCAGCUCCUCCAGUUGCUUCACCCGGCUUCGCGACAGCGAGCGAGAGCCGGUGAAUCCCAAGUCCUUUGAGUUCCUGGUGCGGUUGGGUCGCGGAGCCUUUGGAGAGGUCUUCCAAGUGAGGCACAAGGUCACCGGAAAGAACUAUGCCAUGAAGGUCCUCCACAAGGAGAGGAUCAUGAGCAGCAACUUGCUGCGCUACGCAAUGACCGAGCGGAACAUCCUCUCCUACAUCCAGCAUCCCUACAUUGUAUCUUUGCAGUACGCAUUUCAAACACAAAAGCAUUUAGUGCUAGUGAUGCAGUUCUGCCCCGGUGGAAACCUGCAGCAGCUCAUCCAACGAUACCGCGGUGGCCGAGAUCGCUUCCCUCCUCCCUUGGCCCAGCUAUACCUGGGCGAGGUGCUGUUGGCCUUGAAGCACCUUCAUGCGAGGAAAAUCAUCUACAGAGACUUAAAGCCUGACAAUGUGGUGUUGGACACCCAGGGCCACGCUCUGCUGACGGACUUUGGACUCUCCAAGGACGGAGUGCAACGGCAUUUGGGCACCCGCACCCACUGCGGAUCGGUGGCCUAUAUCGCUCCAGAGGUCCUGCUGCGACAGAAGUACAACCACACCGUUGACAUCUACAACCUUGGUGUGCUUUUGUAUAACAUGCUCAUUGGGUUACCGCCCUUCUUCCAUCACGAGAAAGAGAUCUUGCAGAGAAACAUCAUGUAUGCACCGCUGGAUCUGCCGAGGGCUGUCUCCUUUGCUGCCCGAUCCUUCAUCCACGGCACCAUGGUGCGCGAGCCGCGCAACCGGCUCGGUGCCUCCUCGACGGAUGAGCUACAGCGCCACGACUACUUCGCAGACAUGGAUUUUGAGUUGCUUCAGCAGCGAAAGGUGCCGUUGCCCGAACAGCUGCCAGAUGGAGAGCCGAAGAUGCCGUCGAAGCCAGGCUCCACUCCCAAACUGCCACGGAGCUGUUCCGGCGUGGCUGGAUGGGACUUCGAAGCACCCAAGGCCACCGAGACCUGCAUGCCCCGGAGGCCGCGCAGCUGGCGCCUCCGCGUCUGUGGUCUACGCUGGUGACCCACCAAAUUGCCAGAGACUGUCUCCAGUCGUUCCGGCACGCGAAAAGGCAUUCGAUCGCUACAGAGAGAGCCAUAUAGAGAGAGAGAGAGAGAGAGCUGUAUUUAUUGUUUCGCAAC